Messenger RNA from Ilex paraguariensis (yerba mate), 372 nucleotides. The record is from the annotation of a GenBank genome assembly. NCBI's taxonomy places the organism in Eukaryota, Viridiplantae, Streptophyta, Magnoliopsida, Aquifoliales, Aquifoliaceae.
AUGCACUCGCAGAUUCGCCGUAGAAGUCGAUGCGCGAGACUUGAUCUGCCAACUGUACGUGUUUCUCUGCAGUAUGCAGAGAUUGUUGUUGUUCCCGGAGAAGAAGAUCAGAGAGCUGAGAGGAGUGAUUUAGGGGAACGGCCUGCUGUGCACACGUCUGGAGUGUGUAAGGAGGAGGCAUUGGGCACCCAGGCUGUGGCGAGCCCAAUUGGGCAAGAGAGGGAGGCGUGCAGGCUGGGUGCCUUGGCAGUCUUGUCAAAUGGGAGUUCAUGGAGGGCCCUUGCGCAAGAGCUGGGUGUUGAGGAAGUCAAAAUUGAGAUAACGACCCAUGUCACAGGAACUGAGAUGAGGGGUGUCGGCAUGGGGCCUUGA